Molecule: messenger RNA, 2560 nt
Organism: Mizuhopecten yessoensis (Yesso scallop)
Lineage: Eukaryota; Metazoa; Mollusca; Bivalvia; Pectinida; Pectinidae
Product: DNA replication complex GINS protein PSF2-like
Exons: 5
Coding region: 73-624 (183 amino acids)
Biological process (GO): DNA replication; double-strand break repair via break-induced replication
Cellular component (GO): nucleus; GINS complex
Source: RefSeq, a predicted model, not a curated record
UCCCGCGAAAUUUUAAUGUUCGACUGAUGCUGACGAAUUAUUGUUCGGAAAUGGUGAAAUGACGAUCUGAAGAUGGACACAGCUGAAGUAGAGUUCUUGGCGGAAAGGGAAACUGUUUCAGUUGUUCCUAAUUUCGCUCAAGAUAAAAUUUACCUCAUUGGUGGAGAUAUUGGUCCAUUUAGCCCAGGGUUACCCGCUGAGGUCCCAAUGUGGAUGGCUGUCAAUCUCAAACAGUCACAGAAAUGUAGACUGACGCCACCUACCUGGAUGGAUGUAGAACAAUUACAAGAGAAGAAACAGGAGGAGACAGACUCCAAAUUCUUCACGGCCAUGCCGUCCCCACACUACAUGGAAAUUACACAACUUUUACUCAAAUAUGCCACGGAUGAUAUUCCCCACGCUGAUGAAAUCAGAACACUUGUCAAAGACAUUUGGGACUUGCGGAUAGCCAAAUUACGGAGCAGUAUUGACACUUUUGUAAAAAGUGAGGCGACUCAUGCAAAGCUGAAUCACUUGACCCUGAUGGAGCUGAAUACUGUACGACCAUUCCUUACCCAGGCUCUUGACCAGAUGCACACCCUGCGGUCAAACAUGAGUGGACAAGGUCAGGCCUCUCAGGAGUAGGAGGACUGUUCCAGAAGUAGUAUGACAGUCAAUGAAGAUUCAGUGGCCAAGAAGAAAGGUCAAUAGGUCAGAUGACCUGUCCACUGUUCAGUGUUGACAUAAGUGUUAAGCAGCAGAGAGUUUACAGUGUUCAUCGCAAUGCUGUAUACCAUAAUGUUCUCAGGAAUAAUGAUGUACUUUAACCUGUGUGAGAAGGUGCUUUGAUCUUAUUACUACUUGAAAGAAAACUUUGACAGCAAAUCUAUUGUCAGUUUUGCAUGCUGUGAAAUAAUGUACUUCAGGGCUCCAUUGUUUAACAUGUUCAAAAUGGUUCAACCAUAGGAUGGACCAAGUGAUUUGAUGCUAGUAAUUAGAUGUUGCUAUUUGGUGAGCCUUGGCAAAGAUUGUCAAGGCCUGCUUUAACAUUUGCAGGUCUGUUGGGUUUAAUCCCUGAAAAAUUAAAUUGAAAAUGGUGAAUGGGUUCAUCUGCAUCAAUUAACAGGCCCCUGUUAACUCUUGAGUGCAGACUGCAUUGCUUAAGAUAGGUACUGCACAAAGGGAGAAGCUAGUUGUGAAAACAGUUCUCAUGUGUUAAAUAACUUAUUACCAGACACUUCUGGUUGUUUUGGCGUCUGACUUACAGUGUGAUCUUCUUAGAAAAAAUAGUACAUGUAAUAGUACAUGUAUCUGUAUAGUAUAAGAAUGUGGUAUUCUUGCUGUUAUUCCGGUUCAGCCUGUUAUCUAGCUUUUGAAUUGAUCUAUUUUGGUGUGGCCUACUUCUGAACUUGUAAAUGUACAAAUUUUAGUGAUGUUCAUAUUUUAGCACUUUUUGCACUUUAAAUAUUAUACUAAAAUUUUGAUUGCGCCAACUGAAGUUCCUGUAUAUUGUUUUCUAUUAUAUACUCUGUGUGUGCGCCAAUUCAUCAAUGCGCUUAUCUGUUAAAAUUUGAUAAUGUGCUUAAAUUUGAGUAUGCUAAUAUAAAUACGCUUACAGUAUAUUACAAGUGUAUUUCACAUGCUGUUAAAAGACACAUAACUUCAGACUUACAGUCAAGGCCUCAAGAUCAUUAAACAUUAUUUACCAGACCCGAGUCGAAACUUCAAUUCAUUAGUAUGUAAAAUGAAUGUUUAUUUCUGAAAUCAAUGUGUGAUAUAUACCAUGUACUACAAAAACACAAUGUAGGUACAUAGAUAUGUUCUGCAAAUAGAAUGUUGAUAUAGCACAGGAACAUGAGCUCCAAAGAGUUUUUUUAUAAAUUGUAUUAAAAUUGUUUCUCUAUGAUAAAUUCGCCCAAGUAGCUCUAUGUAGGUUUAAUAGAUUUGUGAAUUCCAUUCUUUUUGCCAUAUUGGACUCCACCUGCUGUAUUCCUGUAUGAUCAGUAAUUUAAUAACUUUACACUAGACCAAUAUGGCCCUAGUUAUAGUACCUGGAAUAAACUACUUGUAAUGUUCAACCAGUCACUAAACCUGAUCAGUCUAAUUUGCUAUGGGCAUUCCUUUUCAACCUAUUUUAUUGAAAAAAGUUUGUCAUACGUAUCAUACUCAAGUUGACCCUUUCACCCCUAUGCAACUUUAGUAGACCCUUCCUUGCAUUGAUCUGGAUGAGUCCAUUAUGGUCUAAAGUGGUGAAAGGGUUAAAUACUCUCCAGCUAAAAUGUGUUUGUUCCAUCAAAAUGUGCCGGUCACAAAUUUUGAGGAUAACAAUUGGAAUUGUUGGCGUUUUGUUGUUUCGGAAAAACAGUACAUGUUAAAAUGUUAAAGUGAAAUGUUGUUUAUGUGAUCGUUGAUAAUAACCUAUGUUGUUAGCAUCAUCAGUUCCAUCUUGUUAUAUGAUGUAUUGUCCAGUCACAUAAGAUUGGUUUGUUAAUGAGUUUGUGGCCAUAUUGGGAGAAAUAGAAGAAGUUUUACAGCAAUGUUCUGUAAUUUUGUACCUCAAUGUUAAUAAAAUCUUAACAGU